This is a messenger RNA of Cucumis melo (muskmelon), 1683 nucleotides long. RefSeq names its product metalloendoproteinase 2-MMP. Gene Ontology annotation, molecular function: zinc ion binding; metalloendopeptidase activity. The record is from RefSeq and is a predicted model, not a curated record. Lineage: Eukaryota; Viridiplantae; Streptophyta; Magnoliopsida; Cucurbitales; Cucurbitaceae. The coding region runs from base 330 to 1418 and encodes 362 amino acids. Gene Ontology annotation, cellular component: extracellular matrix. The transcript has a single exon. Gene Ontology annotation, biological process: extracellular matrix organization; collagen catabolic process; proteolysis.
ACCAACCCAAACACUGCUAUGUAUGGUCAUCAUGACCACACGCGCUCCCUCCUAGAAUCGCAUUUAUGUUGGAGUUUUGCUAUUAUAUACAUAGUUCCGUAGAUGCAGUCAAGUUUGAAAAGGCAAAAUAGCAUUUUCAACACGCAAAGUCAAUAAUCAAACAAACUAAACCAACCAAAACCCCAUUCCAAAGUUUAAAAUAACAAGAGAAGUUACACAGAACAUGAAUCUGCUGGAAGUCGUUGGCCGCCCCUAUUUCCUCAUCCUUCUAAAUAACAAUAAUCCCAAAUCACCUCCACUCUUCCCCCCAAAUCCCUCAACAAACCAAAAUGAAAUUCCUCCUUAUUACUUCACUCUCUCUAUUGGUCUUUCUCAAUCCCAUCUCCGCCGAUAUCUUCCCCAACGUCUCUUCAAUCCCAUCUUGGCUUAACAAAACCACUUGUGCCUGGGACCAAUUCAAGAAACUCAAAGGCUGCCGCCCUGGUGAUCGCCUCAAUGGCCUCUCUAAUCUCAAAACUUACCUCAAUCACUUUGGCUACAUUCCCCCUUCUCCUAAUUUCACCGACCUCUUUGAUCCUCUCCUUCAAUCUGCCCUUAAAACUUACCAAACCAAUUUCAAUCUUAACGCCACUGGCCUUCUCGACGACCAAACUCUCGCUCAGAUUCAGCUUCCCCGAUGCGGAAUCCCCGAUAUAAUCAAUAAUUCCACUUCUAUGAAUUCCGGACGACAUUCCCCCCAUUUUCACUCUGUUUCUCAUUACACUUUCUUCCCCGGCCGCCCCAUCUGGCCUGCCCACCGUCGUGAUUUGACCUACGCUUUUGCGCCCGAGAAUCCUCUUUCCAACGAGGUUAAAGCGGUUUUUGCUAGGGCGUUUGCUCGUUGGGCGGCUGUUACGCCUUUGACAUUCUCGGCUGUAGAAUCGUUUCGGACGGCAGAUAUCCGGAUUGGAUUCUACGCUGGGGAUCACGGCGAUGGGGAGCCGUUCGAUGGCGUUUUAGGGACUUUGGCUCACGCGUUUUCACCUCCGAGUGGGCAUUUUCAUUUGGAUGGGGAUGAGAGUUGGGUGGUUUCCGGUGACUUGAGAUCGGCUCCUCUGGCAGCGAUCGAUUUGGAAUCGGUGGCGGUUCAUGAGAUUGGGCAUUUGUUAGGGCUUGGUCACUCCUCAGUUGAGGAAUCCAUUAUGUUUCCGACAAUCACUUCGAGGACGAGGAAGGUGGAUCUGGCUGCCGACGAUAUCAAUGGAAUUCAAGAACUGUAUGGCGGAAACCCCAACGGGAACCUGUCGCCACCGUCGAGUAGUAUGACACCGUCCGUACAAGAGAGAGAUAUGUCAAGAAACGGAGCUGCUCACAGGCUGUUGGGGUUCUGGUGGAGCCCACUUUUAAUCGCAGCCGUUGAACUUUUCUUGAUGAGAUAGAUAAAUAUGGUUUUGCUUUGUGGUUAUUUAUUGAUUUUUUAUUUUAAUUUUCAAUUCUUUUUUUGACGAUUCAAUUUUUCAUUAGGUGUAGGCAUCUAUGUUUCUCGGUGCCUACCAAAUUACGCUACCCUCGUCAUAUUCCUUAUAAUGAUUCUUCUUUCCUUUUGUUUUCCUCUGGGGAUGUAUAGACAUACUAUAUACUUUUUCUUUUUCUUUUUCUUUUCCUUUUAUUUUGAAAAAAAACAUAUACCAUAUAGUUUGUACA